CGAAUCGCGAGCCUAAUCCUGCCCACAGCUACAAGCUUCGUAAAUUAUGAUUGCCCCCAAGUUCCGGGUUUCCUGGCGUUCUCCAUCAACGAUUCGCCUAGUAACUAAGUAGUCUAGCAAUGGCGCGCAAUGCAGCUCCUGCGACUGUAGUAACCCUCAUCUUACUCCUCGUCGUCCCAGCUCAUUUCGUGCUCGAAACCGAAGCUUUCUGCUACUUUCUCCCAACCGACGCCCUGUGCAAUAAGAUCAAGGCAGCCGCAGUAGCAGCAGCAAAAGCAGCAGCCGCAAAGGCAGAAGCAGCUGCCAAAGCAACCGAAGCAGGCGCCAAAGCCUUUGCCGCGACACUCAACUCUACCACCGCGUCUCUAACCAAGCAGCUCGCAGCUCUCGAAAAGGGCAUCAACAGCGGUGCAUCCGCUACCGAGGCCGCUAUCCAGGCGCGGGUAUCCUCGUUUGAAGCCAGCCUCGCUGACUUCUCAAAGUGGCUUGACAACAUCAAUUUGACGCUCACAAAGGCGGACAACGCUCGGUCAGGGAAGGCAGCAGCAGGACCAUGGGUGGCUUCGAUGGAGUUGAGGUCUCCGCUGUUAGUGCUCAAAUCCAGCAUUGCGGGGUUGCAGACGAGCCUGGACGCUUUGAAGAGAGACCUCAGGCUUGCAGCGGGCGAAGUCAGUUCGGAAGGUGGAUCCAGGGGAGGCUCUUCUGCCGGGAGCGUCUCGGCAAGCGCUGCCGGCGUGCGCGCCACGUUGGCGAGGCAGCAGCUGGUGCUGCGAAUGACAGUUGUGAGGCAGAGAGCCGCGGCGGUAGAUGCGGCCCUUUCGGAUUUCGCGGCAAGGGUGUGACCAGCCGGACGAUUCUUGAGUUGACUUAGAAGUCACUGUGAGGCAGCGGCUGGUGUGGCUCAUGGGCUGUGAGGCAGCGGGCCACGGCGGUCAAUGCAGCCAUUACGGCAUUUGCAGGGAGGGUGAACAACAGCCUGAGCGUUACGACGGAGUCAUAAACCUCGCCAGAAGGGGUACACGUUGCAAAUUUGGGCUAAUUAAGACUGAGUGUAAUUUUAGGCCAGAGGGGGCACCAUGCAUGGUUAUCGGAAGGGAAUGGGUAGGUAGGUAGGUAUUCACUGCUUGUGAGUGUGGAGAGCAUGCGUAAUGGGGGCAGACUGGCUGCACUCCACAGGUUGCCUGCCUUCAGCGGCUGCUAGGGACUCUGGUCUUUGGGAGAAACGGAGCCAUGUAGCGCAGCAGCAGGGCAUUGAUGUUGGUGUUAGAGACAUUAUUUUGUAUAUGUGGUAGCUACUUUUUACUCUAC
Molecule: messenger RNA, 1308 nt
Organism: Closterium sp. NIES-67
Lineage: Eukaryota; Viridiplantae; Streptophyta; Zygnematophyceae; Desmidiales; Closteriaceae
Source: the annotation of a GenBank genome assembly